GAUCGUGAAGAUAUGAGUAUUUUCUGUAAUGGAAAGAUGGUCAAUUUGACUAUUUAUAGACCUCCAUGUAGUCAUAACGAUACUCUUCCUGCUCUUAUCUAUUUGCAUGGUGGUGGAUGGAUUUUAGAGGUUGAUGAAGCUUACGAUUACAUCUGUCCCAAGAUCGCUGUUGAAGCUGGCUGUGCAGUUUUCUAUGUUCAUUACUCUUUGGCUCCUGAAGGUCCUUUCCCUACUGCUGUCGAGGAAUGCUACUCUACCUAUGCUUGGCUUGCGAACCCCGCCAACGCCUUCCUCAAAGUGGAUCCUGCGCGUAUUGCUGUUGCUGGUGACUCAGCUGGUGGUAACUUGGCGAUUGCUCUUUGCUUGCUCGCUCAACAACGUGAAUUAGAACACAAGCCCAAAUUCCAAGCUUUGUUUUACCCUGUCACCAAUGAUCAACUCAAUACAUCUUCUUAUUUCGAAUUCUCUAAGGAAUAUCCACUCAAUCGCAGAUUAAUGGAAUGGUUCUGGGAUCUCUACGUCCCAGGCAAAGACAACGAGGAACGUAAGAAUCCUUUAGCUUGUCCUCUUAAAGCUACGAAGGAACAACUUCAAACACUACCCCCUACUCUCUUGGUCACAGCAGAAGCUGAUGUACUUAGAGAUGAGGGCGAGGAGUUUGCUCGCAAGUUAUUGGACGCAGGCGUCAAGGUGAACUGCAUGCGCGUGCUGGGUACUUUGCAUGGAUUUGUGAGCUCUGCA
This is a messenger RNA of Mycotypha africana, 741 nucleotides long. RefSeq names its product Alpha/beta hydrolase fold-3. Lineage: Eukaryota; Fungi; Mucoromycota; Mucoromycetes; Mucorales; Mycotyphaceae. The annotation marks the transcript as partial. The record is from RefSeq and is a predicted model, not a curated record. The transcript has 4 exons. Gene Ontology annotation, molecular function: hydrolase activity.